AUGCGGGAGGAUGAGCCUGCUAGGAAGGAACCAAAACCUGAGGAGAUAGAGCCUAUGAGAGUUGAGGACAAGAAGAAGAAUCUAGUGAAGGAGUAUGAGCCACCUAUCCCGUAUCCUACUCGACUGAGGCAGCAAAAGAUGCCAAAGUACGCAAAAUUUCUGAAGGAGAUUAUGAGCAACAAGAGGAGACUGGAGGAUUUGGGAUUGGUGACCCUGAAUGAGGAGUGCUCUGCCAUUCUGCAAAACAAGCUGCCCGUUAAGAGGCGUGAUCUAGGGAGUUUCACUGUACCCAAUCUCAUUGGUGAAUUACCUAUUAGUGGUGCAUUAGCUGACUUAGGAGCUAGUAUUAAUUUGAUGCCCACUAGCUUGUUUGAUAAACUUGAUUUCAUUGUAAUGGAUAUGGAGGGUGAGAGUAUUGUGCCAAUGAUCUUAGGUAGACCUUUCCUUGCUACAUCCAUGGUCGUUAUAGAUGUUUGUAAUAGGGUAGAUGACAAGACUAUCACCUUUGACUUAGCGACUUCCAUGAGACAUUCCCUAGACCAUGAUGAUAUUAUUUUUUCUGUGGAUGUCUCAAAUGAUGUUGUUGAGUCUCAUAUGUAG
Messenger RNA from Ricinus communis (castor bean), 600 nucleotides. RefSeq lists its product as uncharacterized. Lineage: Eukaryota; Viridiplantae; Streptophyta; Magnoliopsida; Malpighiales; Euphorbiaceae. The transcript is spliced from 4 exons. The record is from RefSeq and is a predicted model, not a curated record. Bases 1 to 600 code for a protein of 199 amino acids.